CGUUGCUGGACCUCGAGGUCCCAGCGGACCGCCGGGAGCCCCUGGACCGCAGGGUAUACCGGGACCUAGAGGUGAACCUGGUGACCCAGGCCCUCCUGGUGCCGCAGGUAGUCGAGGCAGCCCAGGCCCUCCUGGACCCCCUGGCCCUGAGGGAGAAAAUGGAAGAAAUGGACAAUCUGGCCCAGCAGGACCACCUGGUCCUAGGGGCCUCUCUGGCGCCAAUGGAAUGCCAGGUUUGCCUGGCCAGAAAGGUCACCGAGGUUUUAAUGGAUUCCCAGGCAAGAGAGGAGGAGACGGCCAAACUGGAGAGCCUGGCGACUCUGGACCCCCUGGUGCUCCAGGACCUGACGGACCUCAGGGAGCACGGGGCUCACCUGGUGAAAGAGGAGAAGAUGGUUCUAAUGGUGCUCCACAAGGCCCUAAAGGUGAUUCUGGUGCCCCUGGGUCCAAGGGAUCUCUUGGAGCUCAAGGACUCAGAGGGGAGAAUGGUGUAGCUGGGAUACCUGGAGAACCCGGCCGGCCUGGACCUCCUGGACUUCCAGGCUCUUCUGGAGAAGAAGGUCCUCUUGGUGACCCAGGUCCUGUAGGAAGUCCUGGAUUCCCAGGAAACAGAGGUCCUACUGGUCCUAACGGAGCCCCGGGUGCACCAGGAGCUAAGGGAACAGCUGGUGAACCUGGCAACCCGGGUUACAAAGGUGCACCAGGUGAGAAAGGUGGACCUGGCAGUGUUGGUGAAAUUGGUCGACCCGGUCCUCCUGGCCCAGCAGGAACUAGGGGAAAUCCAGGCAAUCGUGGAACACCCGGACAGUCAGGAGAGCCAGGUCCUAGAGGAAUAGAUGGGGUAGAUGGUGAAAGAGGUCCUCGGGGUGAGCCAGGAGCAACUGGAGAAACUGGACGUCCAGGGCCUCCAGGAUUACCUGGUGAAGCUGGACUCCCAGGAAGUGAUGGUCGCCCAGGAGAAGUUGGACCUCCAGGUGGCCCAGGUGUGGGUGGCCAGCAAGGAAUUCAGGGACCCCCUGGUGAAAGAGGUGCCCCAGGUAAAGAUGGUCCUGCUGGGACACCUGGACAAAGAGGCCCACCAGGUGAUGCAGGAUCUCAAGGCGAGAGAGCAGGACCUAACGGUUUCCAAGGAGCCCCUGGGCCACAAGGAAUACCUGGUGAAUCAGGACGUGAUGGGGAACCAGGCAUCUCUGGAGAGCCAGGACCCCCCGGAAGAGCCGGACUUGCUGGUGAGCGGGGUUUCCCAGGACCUCGAGGAACUGCAGGUCCACCUGGAGAAAGUGGGGAGCCUGGUGGUUCAGGACCACCUGGCCCAGAUGGUCUAAGAGGUUUCCCGGGUGAAAUUGGAGGUCCAGGUGAGGUAGGACCACCAGGAGCUGCAGUAAGUCCCAGUGGACUGGUGGGGCCGCCAGGACCUGCAGGUCCUAGAGGACAACCUGGUCCCCCUGGAGAACAAGGCUACCCCGGUCAAGGCGGCCCACCAGGAUCACCUGGACGAAAGGGUGAAUCAGGAGUACCAGGUGUUAAGGGAGAAACAGGAGAGGAUGGACCACCAGGUGAAGCUGGAAAACCAGGCAGACAGGGAGACACUGGGCUGGCUGGACGUCGUGGUCCCAACGGAGAACCAGGCAUACCUGGAAUUCCUGGAGAAAUUGGAACUGAUGGCAGGCCAGGACCACCUGGACCUCCUGGCCCUCAAGGUCCAACCGGGCCACCUGGCCAGUCAGGUCCUGUAGGCAUUAAGGGAUCAAUUGGUGAGACUGGUCGCCCAGGACGACCGGGAACCAAUGGUGCACCUGGACAACCUGGCACCCCAGGAAACAAAGGACUUCGUGGAGAGACGGGAGAUGUGGGACCUGAAGGACCCAAUGGACCUCCUGGACCCCAGGGUCCAAGAGGGGAGAGUGGUGUUCCAGGAGUGCCCGGAGAAACGGGACCUACAGGCCCGCCUGGACCAAAUGGGCCACGGGGUGCUCCAGGAAGAAAUGGUAAGGGUGGCAAGCCAGGUGAUAUCGGGGUACCCGGACCCCAGGGACCCACAGGCGAACCCGGGUCUCCAGGCCAGCCAGGCAGCCCUGGAUCUGCAGGAACUCCAGGCAGUCCAGGAGAAAGAGGACCUGAUGGGGAGCUGGGACUACCUGGAGGUCCAGGCAGCCCUGGUGCACAAGGACUAACGGGAUCAACAGGAAGUCCUGGACCUAGUGGGGACCGGGGACCUCGGGGCCUCAAGGGCCCCGUGGGUGAAGACGGAGAACCUGGAGAUAACGGAGACAAGGGUGACCCAGGAUGGCCAGGCCUGCCAGGUCUGGACGGCCCAGAGGGUCCUGAUGGCCCGAGAGGCCCACUUGGUCCUGAUGGUGAAGAUGGACCAGAGGGACCCCCUGGACCUGUUGGACCUCGAGGACCUGCUGGAGAGGAUGGACGAAGGGGACCCCCAGGGCAGUCUGUGUAUGCGUCUGCCAUUCAGAGAUGGACCAAUGGGGGAGGCUAUAAGGGUGAAGAUGGCUACCAGGUGAGAUGCACAGAAAGCCUGGAAACCCUUGAACAGGUCACAGAGGAGAUUGUGAAGGUGACGAAGCCAACAGGACAGAGAGAUGCUCCAGGUAAAACUUGCAAGGAGAUUGCUGCUGCAUCUGACAAGAAACUCAAAAGCGGCAUGUACUGGAUUGAUCCUAACGGUGGAGCUACAUCAGAUGCCUUCCAGGUCUUCUGCAGAUUUGCUGACAGUGUGGAGAAAGCACAAACAUGUUUAGUUCCCUAUUCUGAACAG
Candidula unifasciata is the source of this 2770-nucleotide messenger RNA. The record is from the annotation of a GenBank genome assembly. NCBI's taxonomy places the organism in Eukaryota, Metazoa, Mollusca, Gastropoda, Stylommatophora, Geomitridae.